Chaetura pelagica (chimney swift) is the source of this 2157-nucleotide messenger RNA. It is a transcript of the gene COL9A2, whose product is annotated as collagen, type IX, alpha 2. Lineage: Eukaryota; Metazoa; Chordata; Aves; Apodiformes; Apodidae. Bases 1 to 2157 code for a protein of 718 amino acids. The record is from RefSeq and is a predicted model, not a curated record. The transcript is spliced from 31 exons.
AUGUCCCGCCGCUCCCCCGGGCUCCAUCUCGGGCUCCUGCUCCAAGCCGCCUGCCUCUGCCUGGCUCAGAUCCGAGGGCCACCAGGAGAGCCCGGCCCGCGGGGCCCCCCCGGCCCCCCAGGAGUGCCCGGAGCGGCCAGGCUCGGUGACAAAGGCUCUGCUGGUGUCCCUGGGUCACCGGGUGUCAAGGGGGAGCCCGGAGUCCCUGGUGCAGACGGGCUCCCAGGGAAGCCAGGCAUUGAUGGCUUGGUAGGGCCAGACCCUUCUGUUUUGACUCCUGGCUCUCCCCUUCUGUCCCGGCAGGGUCAGCCUGGACUCCCAGGGCCACCAGGGCUGCCUGGCCCUUCGCUGCCAGGACCACCUGGCCUUCCAGGUCAGGUUGGGCUUCCUGGAGAGAUCGGAGCGCUGGGACCCAAGGGUGACCCUGGACCUGAUGGCCCACGGGGUCCCCCAGGCCCCCCAGGGAAGCCUGGCCCCCCUGGACACAUCCAAGGACUGGAAGGCAGUGCUGAUUUCUUGUGUCCCACCAGCUGCCCACCAGGUCCCAAGGGUCCCCAGGGACUGCAGGGGCUGAAGGGACACAGAGGCCGCCCUGGUGCCCUGGGGGAGCCCGGCAGGCAGGGCAGGCAGGGCUCCAAGGGUGACACUGGAGUCUCUGGAGAACAAGGUGUCCCAGGCCCUCCGGGACCUCAGGGCCUGAGGGGUUAUCCUGGGAUGAUGGGACCCAAGGGUGAGACAGGUCCUGCUGGUUACAAAGGGAUGGUUGGGACCAUCGGAGCAGCGGGGCGGCCGGGCAGAGAAGGCCCCAAAGGACCACCUGGGGACCCUGGUGAGAAGGGAGAUCUGGGUGGCCGGGGCAUCAGGGGCCCCCAAGGAGACAUUGGCCCCAAGGGGGAGAAUGGUCUCCCAGGCAUCGAUGGCAAGGAUGGCACCCCAGGGAUCCCAGGCCUGAAGGGCAGUGUGGGGCAGGCUGGCCACCCAGGGCCACCAGGACACCGGGGACAAGCUGGCUUGCCAGGCCAGCCAGGAAGCAAAGGUGGCCCAGGAGAUAAGGGUGAAGCAGGUGCUCGAGGCCAGCCCGGGGUCACAGGUAGCCCAGGGCAGCUUGGUGAACCAGGACCUCGGGGUGAGCAGGGACCACAGGGUGUCCCCGGGAUGAAGGGUGACCGGGGUGAGCGUGGCCCCGUGGGCCCCCCUGGUGAGCAGGGGAAAGUGGGGCCCAAGGGUGAGCAGGGUCCACCAGGGAUCCCAGGACCCCAAGGUUUGCCAGGAGUCAAAGGAGACAAGGGUUUCCCAGGGAAAACUGGCCCCAAAGGUGGUAUUGGAGACCCAGGUGUUCAUGGCCUUGCAGGGCUGAAGGGAGAGAAGGGUGAAUCGGGAGAGCCGGGGCCGAAGGGGCAGCAAGGCAUCCAUGGUGAGCUGGGCUUCCCCGGCCCCUCAGGGGAUGCAGGAGCACCCGGAGUCCGAGGAUACCCGGGCCCCCCCGGCCCGCGGGGCCUGGUCGGGGAGCGGGGAGUGCCGGGGCUGCCGGGCCCGCGCGGCGCCGCGGGCCGGGAUGCUGGGGACCAGCACAUCGUUGAUGUGGUCAUGAAGAUGCUGCAAGAGCAGCUGGCAGAGGUGGCAGUCAGCGCCAAGAGAGCUGCCCUAGGUGGAGUUGGUGCCAUGGGACCCCCUGGACCCCCUGGUCCCCCAGGGCCACCCGGUGAGCAGGGCCCACAUGGACCUAUGGGACCUCGAGGUGUCCCUGGCAUCCUGGGCGCUGCUGGGCAGAUCGGCAACAUAGGACCUAAAGGGAAGCGAGGCGAGAAGGGUGAGCGGGGAGAAGCUGGUCGUGGCCACCCAGGCAUGCCGGGCCCCCCAGGGAUCCCAGGUCUCCCCGGCAUUCCAGGCCAGGCACAGGAUGGCAAGGCUGGGGAGGGGGGCGUGCCGGGCUCCCCGGGCCAGGCGGGUCGGCCGGGGCUGCCCGGUCCCGGGGGGCUGCCGGGGUUCUGUGACCCCGCUGCCCGCCCGGCGGGCUUCACCACAGAGACCAGAAAACUGCAAAGCCGGACGGGAGCGACUUCUGCCCAACCCGCCCGCUGGGGAAACAGCCUCGGGAACUGGCGUUUGGUGCAGGCAUCACCCCCUGCCCACAGCCCCCGGGGGGGGAGAGGGUAA